ACAACAUAUCGGGGAAGACUUUACAUUCUAUCUUGAAACUACCCAAAAGUUUAAAACCACCAUACAAGGGUCUUGGAAAUUCAUUAGAUGACGUGAGGGCAGUUCUUUCUAAUGUCGAAAUCUUAAUCAUCGAUGAAAUCUCCAUGGUCUCCAAAGACCUACUUGCAUAUGUUGACUGGAGAUUUCAACAAAUCAAGGGGAACAACAGGUUCAUGGGUGGGGUCUCUGUUUUGGCUGUGGGGGACUUCUUCCAACUUCCACCUCUUGGACGAGCUAAACCUCUUUGUGUCACCGAGGAUGGCAUGCUUGAUAUCUGGAAUGAGAAUUUCCAGAUGAUCACCUUAACGGAAAUCAUGCGGCAGAAAGAUGACCGAGCGUUUGCAGAGCUACUGAACCGAGUUAGAGUUAAAGGUAAAGCGGAUUUGCUUUGUGAGGAUGACAGGACUCUUUUGAUCCAAGCUGUUACUGACCCCGAAGAAUGUCCAAUGGAUGUCCUACACAUUUUUGCAACAAACAAACAGGUGGACACCCAUAAUGCAGCAGUUGUGGCCUCUUUAGGUGCAGUAACAGUUGAUAUUGAGGCAGAGGACUACAAAAGAGUUACAAAGACAGGAAACAUGAUUUACUUGGGCUGUUGUAUAGCGGGCAACAAACGAGACUUGUGUAACAACAUACAGGCUGGUUUGGGUUUUAGGGUAAUGAUUAUAAGAAACUUGGAUGUAGAGGAUGGUCUUGUGAAUGGAACGUUUGGCACCAUUUCUGAUAUUGUCACUAGUACCAAAGAUGGAAGGACUAGUGUAAAAUUAAUUGGACUCAAAUUGGACAACCCCCUUGCUGGACAUACAAAAAAAAUUCAGGGUAAACCAGACGGCUUUGUUUACAUUGAGAGAUUUGAGGAACAGAGUAGUGUAAAGGGAGUGGUACGACGGCAAUUUCCAAUCAGGUUAGCCUUUGGUUGUACGGCACACAAGGUUCAAGGGAUGACCAUGAAGUCUGCGGUCAUUUCCUUGAAACGUAUUUUUGAACCUGGAAUGGCAUAUGUCGCCCUCAGUCGCACAACUUCCCUGGAAGGACUUAAAAUCAUUGAUUUCGAUGAAAGUAAGAUCUACGCUGACGAAAACAUCAGAGCAGCUAUGGAAUCAAUGAGACCAGCAUCGUUUUUGCACACCAGACCGCUCUUGCAUUUUCAGUCUGGUCAUCAGGGUGCAACAUUAACAAUUGUCCACCACAAUGUCGAAGGUCUUGUCUGUCACUCUGAGGACAUGAAACAACAUCAUGAACUCAUGUUGGCAGAUGUCUUAUGCCUAACGGAGACUCAUUUGUUUGGAUCUUCUGUUCCAGCUUCUUGCCAAAUAGAGGGCUAUUCUUUCUUUUCACGGAACAGACAUGUCUCCUACUCGAACAGAGUCGACAUUGCUACCAAAGAGGGAGGGGGAGUAGCGACUUACUGCCGGAGUCUUCUCCAACCGCAGGAACGUAGAUUCUUUAACCAGGUUACCGAUCUUGAAUUUAACGUCGUCAAAGUGGACACCCCAAUGAAAACCCUCAUCGCGACAGUUUACAGGCCUCCAAGUUAUGAUCUUAGAACAUUUUUAAGAAAUCUGACAAACCUCUUGGAUGGCCUGAAUUCAAUGGACAUUCAGCCCAUUGUCGUGUUAGGAGAUUUCAAUGAGGACCUUAUUCCUCCAGGGAAAAAAGCCAUCAGUGAGUUGUUUAGAGCCAAAGGCUUUAUGCAACUUAUCUCUCAUCCAACCACAGAAAAACGUACUCUUCUUGACCACUUGUACAUCUCCAAUCCAGAAUACUGUGUCCAGUCGGGUGUCUUGCAGGCUUACUACAGCUACCACAAUCCCAUAUACUGUGUGUUGGCUUUAGUAUAAGCUGCAUCUACAGUGACUUGCAAAAAUAGUCAUGUUCCUUGAAAUUUUCCAUAUUUCAUCACAUUACAACCACAAAUAUGGAAAUACAGUGGAGAGAAGUAUAUAUUACACUGUUGAUUUUUCCUGGUGUAUGCAAAGUAAUACACACUUUUCAGUUUAUUUGCAAAAAAAUCAUUCAAUCAUGUAUAUUUUUAAGCCUCCCUAGUAGAGUUUAUUCUGGGAUCCUGAAAAAGAUGGUCCAUAAGGCCCUGGAGAAUGCAUAGGAGUUCAUCCAAACAAUCUACAUGUGUUUUAUGUACUCGCAGAAGGCUUUUGACAGUCUCCCUCUGGGAACCUUGCAGGGGGGGGGAGGGUGGCGGGUUCUCUGGGAGUAUGGUGUCCAAGGCCUUUUGAUAUGGGCUGUAAGGUUUCUGUGUGAUUGGUGCUAGAGUCCAGUCUGCAUUGCUAGCAGUAAGUUGGACUCUUUUCUGCUGAGAGUUGGACUCCGCCAAGGAAACGAGCCCGACUCUGCUGGCAAUGCACACCAGACUCUAACAUCGGUCAUAAAGGGACCUAACAGCCCCUAUCACAGGGCCUGAUACCCCAUACUCAUGGAGAACCCCAGCAUGGUUCCCAGAGGGACACAGUCAAAUUCCUUUCCAAGUCCACAAAACACAUGUAGAGAGGUUGGGUGAACUCCCAUGAACCCUCCAGGAUUCUGCUGAGGUUAUAGAGCUGGUCCAGUGUUUUAUGACCAUGGUGAAAAUCACACUGCUCUUCUUGAGUCCUACUUUUGACUAUUUGACAGACCCUCCUCUCCAGGACCCCCAAAUAGACCUUGCCAGGGAGGCAUUACUCCCCACAAAUAUAUUUGUGGUUGUAAUGUGACAAUAUGGAACAGUUCAAGGGGUAUGAUUACUUUGUAAGCACUGUACAUCUUAAUCCCGAAUUCAUGACAGGAAAUUCUUGUUGGAGAAAAUGUUAACAUCUCAUGUCAUUCUUAAUAUCACUUUAUCUAACUGCGGUCUCUUUCAUACAUGCAGCAAUCAGAAAGCAGUGUGGAUUAUCUUUUUUUAUCAUUGUUACAGAGGGUUUGAUAUGUAUUUAAUCAUUGUACACAUUUGUGAAUCAUGGUGUAGCUUGUGGAUUUUGUUGUAGGCAUAAAAAUAUUUUUGUACAGUUUGUGAAUCAUUGAAUCAUACUUAUUUAGCUCCGUAGAAAGGAGAAUUUAUAAUCAGGUUUUGUAUGUAAACAUGAAGGUUUGAGCUUUGAGAAUACGAAAGUGGCUGAUCUUGAAACACUUAUCGGUUCUCUGUAAGAGUAGUUGCUGGAAAUAUUGGACCAGGAAGCAGCAGAUAAAACAAUCAGUUACCACACGUAUAUUCUGUUCAUUUUUAAAUCAAAAUUAAUUCAAAUAGAUCUUCAAUCUGGCCCAGAGCAUUUUCCUUAUUUUUCUAAUCCGGUUACAGUAACUGUUACCCUUCAAAUGAAUCUAAUUUUAUUGCGAAACUCGUUCUUUAUUUUGUAGCAUUCAAUUAAAGCUCUCCUUGUUUUAUCUCUCCCCAAUCAACACUGUAGUUUUUACUGCUGCAGCCCCCUAGUGGUUACUUCACUACAAAGACAAAAGUUCAACUCACUUUUGUCCUAUUUGACUCCCUCCACAUAGUCAGAAUUUGUUCUGUUUUGGUGGAAUUAACCCUUUUUUCUUCCAGUUUGAGUCUGUUUUUGCAGGUUAUUUUGCAGGUUGUUCCACACAGAAGCUAUCCUUGGAGUCUGCCAAGAAGAGAGAGAGGAAACGAGAACUGGAAGUUCAGCCCAUGAAAGUCCAGAACACUCUGGCCUACCUCAUGGACUUGGACCCACACCCAAUGUGGAGAAGAUGGAGUUCUUGUUUCUUUAGAAAAUUUGUGAUGUGUCGCACCACAUUGGAUGCCGAAGAAGUUGGCCAAAGACCUUUGGAGAAGCAAUUCUUUUUUGUCAUUGUUUAUAAUUGUAAAUAGUUUUUCUUGUAUGUAUGUAUGUAUGUAUAUAUUUAAAAUAGUUUUAUUUAUACUAUAGAGAGUGUAAUAUGUCAUGUUAGAUUAUAGUUUCAGUUCCUGUAUGUGUAUAUAGUUAUAGUUCCUGUAUGUGUAUAGUUAUAUAAGUUUUAUAUUUAUAACAAGUGAAACAUCAUGGCAAAGCCAUGAUGUUUCACUUGUGAGAGUAAAUCUGUCGGGCCUCACCUUGACACUCAGGCAACAACCCUGAGUGCCACAUGGCCAGACAGGACACAUGUAAAAUAAAAAACAUAGCAAAAUUUUUUAUUUUAUUUAUAUUCUUUAAAUGUUGUAAUUUUAGUUCAUUGUAAACUUUACCUGCAAAAACCUUGUAGAAAUCUUUAACAUUGUUCAAUAUAUAUUUAAA
This is a messenger RNA of Gambusia affinis (western mosquitofish), 4262 nucleotides long. Its product is annotated as ATP-dependent DNA helicase PIF1. The coding region runs from base 144 to 1880 and encodes 578 amino acids. The transcript has 3 exons. Lineage: Eukaryota; Metazoa; Chordata; Actinopteri; Cyprinodontiformes; Poeciliidae. The record is from RefSeq and is a predicted model, not a curated record. Gene Ontology annotation, molecular function: catalytic activity.